Molecule: messenger RNA, 1238 nt
Organism: Oppia nitens
Lineage: Eukaryota; Metazoa; Arthropoda; Arachnida; Sarcoptiformes; Oppiidae
Product: meiosis regulator and mRNA stability factor 1-like
Exons: 2
Coding region: 281-1156 (291 amino acids)
Biological process (GO): post-transcriptional gene silencing
Cellular component (GO): cytoplasm; peroxisome
Molecular function (GO): mRNA base-pairing post-transcriptional repressor activity; protein binding; RNA nuclease activity
Source: RefSeq, a predicted model, not a curated record
UUGUGUUGUGUUUUUUAAUGACAAUUCAAUAGACAUUUGAAAACAACAAUUCAGUUAUUUUAUUGUAUGUAUUGCUUGACUGACUGUUUUAUUGUGAGAAAGUGUUUAACCGAUUGAGACAUCAAUUGAUUGAUCACAUGUUAACACAAACCGUUUUCAGUGAUUUUGUUUAAUAGUCUAAAAUCAAUUGAUUAUUAUAUAAUAAAAUGUAAUUAAAUUUGUUUAUGUUGUUGACUAUUACAAUAAAUGAUCAAGUAUUUAUUUAUGAGAUUAAAAUACAAUGAAUGCACAAGAAGUGAAUCAAUCGAUGAUUGGAUGUCAUUCUUAUGGUAUCUUUUGGGAUAUCGAGAAUUGUGGUAUUCCUCAGUUGGAAAGAGCGGCUACUGUUGUCCAAAGUGUCAAAACAUUUAUAAGAAGCAAAUUUGAAGGACUGGUCGGUGAACAGCCGGAGCCGUGUGUGUUCUACUGUUCGUGUGACACACGAAACUUGGAUCCCCGACACGUGGAAGGGCUUAACCGAACCGGUGUCGACAUUCUGCACGUGAAUCCGGUGCGCGUACCGCCUAAUAAAGUCGACGCCGACACUAAGCUAAUGGAAUGCAUCCAGAAGUUUGUCGAUCACCACAACAACAAAUGUGCCGUUUUUGUCAUCACCGGUGACAUUGACUUUGCACCGGCUAUUCGUUCAGCUAAACGGCGAGGCUUUCAAGUAAUACUAUUGUAUGGAUCUAAUUGUUCUGAAGAUUUGAGGAACUGUGCCACAGAAGCCCAUUCUUUCUAUGAUAUCAUCAGUAGUCGCGAAAAAGAGAUUCGCUUAAACAAUACUCGUGUCAUAAGAGAUACUUUACCCACUAUUUUGCCACAUUUGGCUAAUGGACCAAAUGUUGCCACCACUUCCAAUAGAUUGGUCAAUGUUUCGUUGGCAACUAACGAGACAAUUAAUACAGAUGUCUCUCAAAAGGAAAGUAAUAUAUCACCUAAAAGACAAAUACGACAACAAAUUAACGAUUCAACUGACAAAUUGGUUGAAUUUGAUCCGAAAAAGUUAUCAACAGUUCUGGAAGUGACUGGAGUUGAACGACAUAUAGCUCUUAGAGUACUUGAGAUUUGCAACGGAGACGUCGAGAUGACUAUCAAUACAAUAAUCAGUGAUUAAAUAUAAUGUGUAAAACAUAUUUAACAUAUAACUGGUCUUAUUAUUACAAUUUUUUUAUAAAAUAUUUUGACCAUAAAAUUAU